UCUAAAGCCGGUAUAGCUUGAUAGUUCUCCCUAUAAAGUGGCACUUAUUGUUAGAGUUAAACCACACUCUCAAACCAAAUCUACCUGUGUCAUCUAACUUCAAUCUCUCAGCUAACACAACAAUGUCAAAACAUCUUCAAGAACCCGUAACCACUAACCCUAAUCAGGUUUUAAACAAAGAAGAACAAGCAGCCAACGAGAACAUGGUGAGCUUGCAAGCUGAGAGUAUAGUGAACACUGUGGCUUUCCCUAUGGUUCUUAAAGCCGCCUUGGAGCUCGGCGUCAUCGACACCAUCGCUGCUGCAGGCAACGGCGCGUGGCUUUCACCCUCCGAGAUAACGGUUAGUCUCCCAACCAAACCAAUGAACCCAGAGGCACCGGUUUUGCUGGACCGGAUGCUGCGGUUACUCGUCAGCCACUCGAUGUUGAAGUGCCGUAUGGUAAAAAGCAGAGAAAACGGUCGAACCGGAAAGAUGGAAAGGGUAUAUGCAGCCGAACCGGUUUGCAAGUAUUUCUUGAAAGAUAGUGACGGUUCUGGUUCUCUCGCGUCUUUGCUCGUCAUGUUCCAUGACCAAGUCAUUUUUAAGACUUGGACAAAGCUCAAGGAUGUGAUACUGGAAAGAAGAGAUGCGUUCAGCAAUGCACACGGCAUGAGACUAUUUGAAUACAUUAAGUUGGACGAACGGUUCGGUGAGCUAUUUCACCAGGCAAUGUCAGAAUCUUCCACUAUGGUCAUGAAGAAGGUCUUAGAACUUUUCAAAGGUUUUGAAGGUGUUAACACUCUAGUGGAUGUAGGAGGAGCAAAUGGCACCAUAUUAGGUUUAAUCACAUCCAAGUAUCCUCAUAUCAAGGGUAUUAAUUUGGACCUAGCUGAGGUUUUAACACAUGCUCCAUUUUAUCCAGGAGUCGAGCAUGUCUCUGGAGACAUGUUUAAAGAAGUUCCAAGGGGAGAUGCCGUCUUUAUGAAAUGGAUACUACAUGACUGGACGGACGAACAUUGUAUAAAGAUUCUAAAGAAUUGUUGGAAGAGUCUGCCGGAAAAGGGAAAAGUGAUAAUUGUAGAGAGGAUUACACCAGAAGAACCAAAGAGUGGUGACCUUUUAUCUGACACUGUGUUCGCCAUGGACCUGCUAAUGCUGACACAGUGUUCGGGAGUGAUCUUCUUCAGUUUUUCGGACCAACAACAACAAGAACAUUGGCAAACCAAACCGAUGUUUUUGAACAAUCGCAUACGGCAUACCAAUGUGAUAGGGAUGGGGCACACAUCUACAGGAAAUACGGAGAAAUCAACUGAACAUAACAAUAUAACAAUGAACAUAACAAUAACAAGCCAGUUUCAGUCGGGCUUUACACUAUCAAAUCAUAUAAAACUGUUGCUUUCAGCCCAAUAUAAAACAGGGCCUGCACUGUUCUUAGCUUAUCUCCUAAUCCAAUUAUUCAUAGGACAUAUAAACUAUAUGUUCAUCUCUCUAAGAUGUGCAUCAUAUAUUGCACUCGUUAGUUAUCCAACACUCUUCCAACUUGAGGAAGAUGAAGAUUUCCAAUAUACAACUUUGUCCAAUAACUCUUAGAACUGUACCUGUCUGAAUG
Molecule: messenger RNA, 1590 nt
Organism: Raphanus sativus (radish)
Lineage: Eukaryota; Viridiplantae; Streptophyta; Magnoliopsida; Brassicales; Brassicaceae
Product: indole glucosinolate O-methyltransferase 1-like
Exons: 5
Coding region: 123-1571 (482 amino acids)
Biological process (GO): methylation
Molecular function (GO): O-methyltransferase activity; protein dimerization activity; S-adenosylmethionine-dependent methyltransferase activity
Source: RefSeq, a predicted model, not a curated record